GAUCUUCUGUCCAAGAAUCAUCAUCUAAGGGCCAAGAUCUAAAGCUCUGACUCAUGAGAAAGAUUCUCUCCACCUGGUGCUCAAGUGAAGGAGGUGGUGGCUUGGAAAUGGACUUGCUUGAGGACCUUGAAUCCCUGCAGUUUGAGUAUGGGAUUCAAGAGGAAGACUGCAGCUGGCUGUAUUUGCAGGGCCGUUCUCGAGGGCUGGUGAUCAAGGCCUGUGCCCAUGCAACUUUCUUCUGCAAGCUACUCUGUAAUUUGAGAGAAUCAUUACGUGAGAAGCACACUUCCAGGUGUCUCUUGACUGGAUUGCUUGCUGACACUCCCAAUGAUGAUGAUGAUGAUGAGUUAAAGGUGGGCAUCAUUGGAGGUGGCCACCUUGGGAAGCAGCUGGCUUGUGCACUGCUUCAGCUUGUCCCCAUCCCUGCUGAGAACCUGAGGAUUUCCACUCGCAGGCCAGAGGCCCUGGAUGAGUUCCAGAAACUGGGAAUCCAGUGCUUUUACCAUAACCCUUAUCUGGUGAACUGGGCCAACUUGGUAUUCCUCUGCUGCCUGCCAUCUCAGCUGCCUACUAUCUGUCUGGAAAUUCAAGCCUGCCUGGAAAAAGGUUGCAUUGUGUACAGCUUCGCAGCUGCUGUCCCAAUAGCCAGGUUGAAACUCCUGCUGAACCACACCAAUAUCUUGCGGCCUCAGUAUCAGUGUGUUGAAGAUUUUGUCAACAUCUGGGGGGCCAAUAAGGAGAUCACAGCUGCCCUCCAAGAUCCUGCGACCCUUCAGGCUACCUGCCCCUACAGUUCUGCUGGGGGAAUAAUCCUCAAUAUCAAGUGGUUGGAGGGAGUGUUCUACGCCAUCCUAAACAUCUGCACCGCAAAGGACAUGCCCCACUUACAAGUGCUGCAACAUCUGAAUGAACUGUUCCUCUCUGUGCACUUUGAAGACUGUGGGAAGGAUGGAGCAUCUUGCCCCAAAUUUCAAUUAGGUGAUUUUGUCAACCAAGUCUAUACCAAGAACCUAUCUCAGAAAAGGAAGAUGGGGAGGGACAAAGAGGGAGAAUCUCAAGCAGGUUCCAUGCUUAGUAUGGACCCCAACAUGCGGCUCGAUCCCACGACCACAAGAUCAUGACCUGAGCUGAAAUCAAGUGUCAGAUGCUUAACUGACUGAGCCACCCAGGUGCCCCUAUCUUUUCUAUUUUUAAUAUCUUUGUCUAUUUCUAUUUUCUGAGAGAUUUCAACUAUACUGUUUUUGCUAUCAUAUUUUAAGCAUAUUUUAAUUUUUGGUAUAUUUUGAAUAUUUUCAAAAUUUUUAAGUCUCCAAAUAUUCCUUUUUAUGUAGCAUCCUGUUGUCAUUUCAUUAUGCAAUACCAUCUCUUAUCCCUUUGAGAAUGUAAAUGAAUUUUUUUCUUCUGUGAGGAAUCUGUACUGAUCACUGGUUUUGGUUUCUAUCAUGGAUUUGAGAAGCUUUAUUCAAGUACGUAUAUGGAGAACUUUGCUCAUAUUUAAGGUCCUGGUUACUAAAAAGUUGAUUGGAAACUCUGUUUGUUACUGUAGUCAUUACUACAAAGUGAUUUGGUCAGCUAUUUCCUUGGGAAACACUAAAUAUUGGUUUAAGUCUUUGGGACCCAACUGCAGGAAAGAAAGCUAUGUAUGUGUAUAAGAAGAGGGGUCAUUUUAUUGCUUAUAUUUUUUUACUUUAUAUCCUUUCUAUUCAGCAAAUCCUUGCCCGCAACAGUGCCUAUUGUCUCCUUGUCCAGAGACUCCAUAUUUUUUUUUAAAGUCUUAUUUAUUUAAGUAAUCUUCACACCCAAUGUGGGACUCAAACUCAUGACCCCUGAGAUCAAGAGUUGCCCGCUCCACUGACUGAGCCAACCAGGUGCCCCCCAAGACCCUCUAUUUAACUCUUCUAGAGAAUAAAUCUUCUGUUGGGGAGGAGGAGGGACAGUCUCCUGACUGUGCAGCAUUGGGUAGUGUGCUGUGAGGGUCUCUCUCUUUUUUAAGAUUUUCAGUCCAUCAUCCUAUUUUUAGUCCCAUCUCAUCUCCACUUCUGAUGUACUGGGUCCCACUACAUCUUGAGUCUUUUGUGGGUUCUAUGAUGUAAAUGGACUGUGUCUUGGUUCUCCCUGUUGCUGACUUCAGAUUCAGCUCAGUGUUAUUAUUUGUCCAUAUUUUUUCCAGCUUCCAAGUUGUUGCUCUUGUGUUCUCUCUCGUUCUCAUUAUAUAUUCUUUGCCUAUUCAUUUCUCUUUUGUUUGCUUUUAUAUAUUGUUUCAGAGAAGGUUUUCAGUAGGAAUACAUUAUGUGUAUUGGAAAUAACUUCCAUAUUUUUCUUUCUUUUUGGUACCUUUUGCUGCUCAGAGAUUCUCAUUUUUGUAGUCAAAAGUGUCAAAUCACUGCUUUAUGGCUUUGGGGUUUUAAAUCAUACUUAUAAAGACCAUCUUCAUCCUAAGAUAUUCUAUAUUGUCUUCUAGUAUUUUAUUUUUAAAAUAUUUAAAUCUUUAAGCAGUUUUGGAUUUUUAGUAUCUUCUAUUCAUUUUGGAAAGCCAAUUGUCCUACAUUAUUUAUAGAGUGGCCAUUCCUUUUCCUACCAAUUUGAAAUAUGAUUUUUAUUAUUUAAUAAAAUGAAGGAUAUUUAUGGGUAUAUUUCUGGACUGUAUUCUGAACUGUGGGCCUAUUUUCUAUUCCUAUGCUAUGAUUUUUUUUUGUCAUCAACUUUAUUUUUAUUUAUUUUUAAUUUACAUCCAAGUUUGCAUAUAGUACAAUAAUGAUUUCAGGAAUAGAAUCCAGUGAUUCAUUCCCUACUUAUAAUAGCCAGUGUUCAUUCCAACAAGUGUCCUCCUUAAUGCCCCUUGCCCAUUUAGUCUUUCCCUCCACCCACAACCCCUCUGGCAACCCUCGGUUUGUUU
Panthera uncia (snow leopard) is the source of this 2896-nucleotide messenger RNA. It is a transcript of the gene NOXRED1, whose product is annotated as NADP dependent oxidoreductase domain containing 1. Lineage: Eukaryota; Metazoa; Chordata; Mammalia; Carnivora; Felidae. The record is from RefSeq and is a predicted model, not a curated record. Gene Ontology annotation, molecular function: pyrroline-5-carboxylate reductase activity. Bases 54 to 1121 code for a protein of 355 amino acids. Gene Ontology annotation, biological process: L-proline biosynthetic process. The transcript is spliced from 7 exons.